UAAUAAAUUUUCAUUCCGUUUGGGGAAACGACAAAUCAAUACUCUGUUUCUCUCCCUUCGUCUUCGUACCGCCUGGACUUUCCCUCUCGUCUCUUUCAUUUUUCUAGAGAAGAGAAAAUACUGAGAUAUAGAGAGUACACGGGAGCUGCGACCAGAAGAAGCUGAACCUGAAGCCACCACUAAGUUCCCUCCUCUGAACAUCCAUGUCUGCUAGUUCACUUCUGCUUUGUCUUCGUUCUCAGAGAGCUUGAAGAUUACUGGCUUUUUCGUAUUUCACAGGCUUUUUCCAAAAACAAAUCGAAUCUCGAAAAGCUUGUGAUAUUUCAGAACGUUUAUCAGGGAUUGUGGGUCAGGGAGCAUUCAAAAAGUAACUGAAGCUUAAAAUUAACCCAUCUCCGUUUUGUGGGUGAAUAGGAAAAUUAUGCAGACCCCAAAAGCGAGAACUGGCACCUCUGAGGUGCCUCAGAGGGUUUCUCCUCGAACUGCUCGUCAACCAAAACCAACUUUGUUAGAGACUGAUUCAGCAUCUUCCUCUAGCCAAGCUACUAGAACGCCAAAAGAAAGAAGCCCUAAAGUAAUUGAGCGCAGGUCUCCAAGAAGUCCAGUGCCUGAGAAAAAGCGCCCAAAUAGAAUAACUGAGUUAGAAUCUCAGAUUUCUCAACUUCAGGAAGACUUGAAGAAAUCAAGGGAGCAGCUGUGUUCUUCUGAAUCAGGGAAGAAACAGGCUCUGCUAGAUGCUGAGGACUCCAAGAAGCAAUUGCUGGCCUUGUCUUCAAAGCUUGAAGAGUCUCAGCAGCAGCUCCGGGAGCUAUCCACUUCUGAGGAAACUCAUCUUGUUGAGCUCCAAAAGAUUUCACAAGAGCGGGAUGAAGCAUGGCAGUCUGAGCUUGAAGCUAUACAGAAGCAGCAUUCAGUUGAUUCAACGGCCUUGGCAUCUGCCGUUGAUGAGAUUCAGUGGCUUAAGGUCCAGCUUGAAAUGGUAGCUGCAUCUGAGGCUGAACAAAGAAAGCAUGCAGAAUUAGUAAAUGGAGAACUUCAGAGUCUAAAAGGAAAUUUAGCAGAGACACUCUCUCUUGUGGAGAACAUGAAAAAUCAGUUAAAAGAUUGUAAAGAAUCAGAAGCUCAAGCUCAAGAAGUGGUUAGUGAAACUCUGCUGCAGCUGGAGACUGCAAAAAAGACUGUAGAGUCACUAAGGUUAGACGGCAUGAAAGCCAUUGAAUCUUACAACUCUAUUGCUUCAGAGUUGAAACAGUCAAGGGCUCAUGUAAGCUUCCUAGAAGGACUCGUAAGUAAGCUUAAUGUAGACCUCAAUAAUGCUGGCAACAACCUGCCUUUGACUCCUUCAGGUGAACAUGACAUUGGUCAGGAGUUUGGAGAGCAAGUAGAUGGUCAGUCUACCACAAUUGAGGAAGAGCUUAGUAACCUGAGGUCUGAAGUAGGACGGUUAAGAUCUGUCCUUGAAACUUCUGAGGCUCGAUACAGUGAAGAACAAAUUAGGAGCACAGUGCAAAUAACAAGUGCUUAUGAACUGAUGGAGCAGAUAAAAUCUGGAUCUAGUCUAAAAGAGGCCAAGCUUGAAUCUGAGUUGAAGAAAACCAAAGUUGACAUUGAGGAACUGAAAGCUAAUUUGAUGGACAAGGAAACUGAGCUGCAAGGUAUUAUAGAAGAGAAUGAGGGGCUUAAUUUAAAGCUUGAGAAAAGUCUGUCCUGCCAAAGAGAAUAUAAACUAGAAAAAGAAUUAAAGGACUUGAAGGAACACCUAGCGGACUUAAAGGCAAAUUUAAUGGAUAAAGAGACGGAAUUGCAGAGUAUAGCAGAAGAGAAUGAAAUGAUGAAGUUGGAAAUCAAGAAGAGCCAAGUGGACAAUAGUAAAGUGAAAAAUGGUGUUGCAGAAGUAGAGGCAGCUAGGUCUGCCGAAAGAGAAGCUCUAGCGAAGCUCGGAGUAGUAAUGGAAGAGGCAGAUAGGAGCAGCAAGAGGGCAGCAAGGGUGACUGAGCAGCUAGAUGCAGCACAAGCAGCAAAUGCAGAAAUGGAGGCAGAGUUAAGAAGGCUAAAGGUACAAUCUGACCAGUGGAGAAAAGCCGCAGAGGCUGCUGCUUCCAUGCUUUCAGCUGGAAACAAUGGGAAAUUCAUGGAAAGAACUGGAUCAUUGGACAGUAAUUAUAGUCCAGUUGGUGGGAAAAUUAAUUCACUAUACUCGGAAGAUAUGGAUGAUGAUUUACUGAAGAAGAAAAACGGAAACAUGCUAAAGAAAAUUGGGGUGCUGUGGAAGAAGCCACAGAAGUAGACAAGUUUAUCAUACUGUCAAUUCAAGAUGUAUAGAGCCAAGUCCAUUUUGCUACAAAUCUUGGCACUUGCCUCUGAUUCGAGUAUGGUCCUUUUUACUCUUUAAACAUCAAUAUAUGUAACAGUGAAUUCCUUUUCGGCUAAAGAUUGAGCAAUGCUGCCUUUUGACGACGGAAUAUAGUGUAGUGGUUGGGAGGACUCGGGACUAUAUUCAUGGUGUUGCCUUGCUAUUGUGGGACUUGUUUCAAAAUAUCCUUUUGAUGAACUGUCUUUGGGAACUUACUCCGUUUGAAUCCUGAAUACAAAGUCCGUGAAAUAUAGAUAAAUGUUUGCCCAAUGUGCCAUGAAAACUCGAUUUUUUUUUUCAGAAAGAAAACUUGUCUUAUUUUAUUUUGGCAAUACGGUGGUUUAAAAAAUAUGGGAUUUCAGGGUUUGCAUAAAUAUGAAUUUCUUUU
Humulus lupulus (European hop) is the source of this 2741-nucleotide messenger RNA. RefSeq names its product interactor of constitutive active ROPs 3. Lineage: Eukaryota; Viridiplantae; Streptophyta; Magnoliopsida; Rosales; Cannabaceae. The coding region runs from base 422 to 2287 and encodes 621 amino acids. The record is from RefSeq and is a predicted model, not a curated record. The transcript is spliced from 6 exons.